Messenger RNA from Triplophysa dalaica, 3505 nucleotides. RefSeq lists its product as uncharacterized. The coding region runs from base 114 to 1937 and encodes 607 amino acids. NCBI's taxonomy places the organism in Eukaryota, Metazoa, Chordata, Actinopteri, Cypriniformes, Nemacheilidae. The transcript is spliced from 8 exons. The record is from RefSeq and is a predicted model, not a curated record.
GUUGGAAUGUGUUUUGCCACAGAUUUAUAGUAUGCUAACAGAAGUUCAUCGUCUUGUAAUCUUGGCAUAUCGUGAAAGAUCAAAAACUGCGUAAUUCAAACACCAACAGGAACAUGACGACGAUCGCUUUACUUUAUAUAAGCUCUUUAUGUAUCAACGUUGUGUUUGGUGCUGAUCCAGAUGAAGUGAAGACUCUGUCAGUGAUGGAGGGAGAUUCUGUUACUCUACACAAUCAUUUUGCAAUACAGAAUAAAUCUGUGCUAGAGUGGGACUUCGGAAUGGAAGGGUUUCUUGUAGCCAAAAUCGAUAGAGAAGCCAAUGAAGUCUCAUUAAAUGAUGAUGUUGCCGAUAGGAGAUUCCUUGGCAGACUGCAUAUGGAUGAAGAGACUGGAGAUCUCACCAUCAUAAACAUCACAACUAAUCACACUGGAGAGUAUAAACUAGAGAUUACUGACCCAGGGAGGAACAAAAAGACAUUCAGUCUCAAUGUUUUUGGUGAUCCUGGUGAAGUGAAGUCUGUGUCUGUGUCUGUGAUGGAGGGAGAUUAUGUUACACUACAUGUUGGCUAUCCAGAUAUCAAGAACUAUGAUGUGAUACGCUGGAGGUUUCAAUACAAAUUUCGUCUUGCUGAAAUCGACAGAAAAACUGGAAGCCUCUCAAAACAUGGUGAUGUUCUUGACGGGAGAUUCAGAGACAGACUGGAGGCGAAUCAUCUGUCUGGAUCUCUCACCAUCACUAAAAUGAGAACUGAUCUUUCUGGACUUUAUGAAGUAGAUGUCAACAGCAAUAGUGGAGCACACACCAUACAUAAGUCAUACACAGUUACUGUCAGUGGGGAUGUGAAGAUACUGUCAGUGAUGGAGGGAGAACCUGUCACUCUACAGACUGAUCUUACUCACAUACAGACAGAUGAUCGGAUACAGUGGAUGUUUGUAUUUGAUGGCACUCUAAUAGCUGAAAUAUAUCAACCAAACUAUAUAAACAGUGCAUACAAUGGCACUGAUGUGAGAUUCAAAGACAGAUUGAACCUGAAUCAUCAGACUGGAGAUCUCACCAUCAACAAAAUCACCAAAAAACUCUCUGGACUUUAUGAACUAAAGAUCAUCAGCAGAAGACUAUACAUUCACAGGAAAAUCACUGUUAAUGUCAGCGAGGCGACUCUGUCUUCACAUGUUAUAGCAGGUAUAUGUGUUGGUGUUCUGCUGGUUAUCGCUGCUGCUGCUGCUGGUGGGAUUUUCUGUCGUCACAUGUACCCUAAAGCAAGAACACAGAAGGUGAUGGAGGGAGAUACGGUCAUUCUGCACACUGAUGUUCAUGUCAGACCAGAUAAUGUUGUGAUGGAGUGGAGUAUUGGAUCUCUUAUGACUCAAAAGAUCGCUGAAUACAAGAACUCAAAUAAAAGGAUGUAUGGUGAUGCUCUUGAUGGGAGAUUAAGAGGCAGACUGACACUGAGAGACACAGGAUCUCUCACCAUCAAAGACACCAGAACCACAGACUCAGGAGUUUAUCGACUAAAAAUCAAAGAGAGUAGAAUACCCACAAUCAAGAGAUUCAGACUGACUGUCACAAGUACACUUGAAAUGAAAUUUGUGAAGGAGGGAGAAUCUGUUAUGCUGGAGACUAAAACUGAGAUACAAAACAAGAAACUCGAGUGGAUUUUUGAAGAUCAAGACACUCCCAUAGCUCAAAUCGAUCCUGCCUGCAAUGUUUACAGUACAUCUGAUGAUGGUGUAUUCAGAGACACACUGCAACUGAACCAUGAGACUGGAGAUCUGACCAUCAACAACAUGAGUGAGGAACACUUUGGGCUUUAUAAAUUACAGGUCAUCGCCAAUGAUGACGAAAUCUCCUACAGGAGAUUCAACGUGUCUGUCGAUGAUUCCAACAGAGUGACCGAAGAAGUACCUUUGACGAAUGGAGAUGUUCAGCAACAGUGACGUGCUUCCUCUAGCAGCUUUUACACACUGGAUGGAUAUUUUGUACAGGUCAUGUGAACAAGAAUGGAUAAAAGGAUGAAAUUUCCUGUAGCUCAGUGGUAAGAGAAUUGUGUUAACAACGUGGUUCAAUCCCAGGGGAUUGGACAUACUUAGAAACAAAUGUAUAGGAUAAUGCAAUGUAAAUGCAAUGCAAAGUUGCUUUGGAUAAAAGCGUCUGCCACAUGCAUAAAUUUAAAGUGAAACCAGUCUUAAGAGGCAAUUUUUCGAAAUUGAGAUUUAUACAUGAUCUGAAGCUGAAUAAAAAAGCUUUACAUCAAUAUUUGAUUUGUAAGGAUAGCACAGUAUUUGGCGUUUAAAUAUCUGGAAUCUGAGCGUGCAAAAAAAUCAAACCAUUGAGAAAACGGCCUUUGUUGAUCAGAGGCGUUGGAGCAGGCUAUUGUUAAUAAGAAACAUGUUUGUUUUAACGCUCUCUAUUGGCUAACUGCUGUAAUGACAUUGAGGAGAGAGGACAAAUCCAUUAGCUGAAAUUCUAAGCUUUACCUUGGAAACCAAACUUGGGUGCAGUAGCGAGCAAAGGCAAUUUUGAUUCGGGAUUUUGCCGCAUCCACACACAAAGAUAAAGUCUUGAUAUUUUUACGGUUGAAACAUGAACUUCACUUAGUAUCAUAUUGAUUUUGACCCAUACAAUGUAUUUCUGGCUAUUGAUGUGCUACUUAAGACUUGUUUGUGAUCCAGGGUCACAAAUGUUAUACAACUGCAUUGAUAAUGAAACUUCUUUAUUUGCUUCCGAAAAAUCACAAAUUUGCGAAUUGUAUAGAACCUGAUAUAGGUUCUAUAUAUAAACAUCUACACUAAAGCACUGCCAGUGUAAAAGCACAAUAGUUACAUACUACAUAUACAUUUACUUUAUGCAAAGUGACUUGAAAUAACACUAAGUGCAGUUUAUAAAGUCAUGUACUACAAUUUAAGCUAAAGAAAGAUGUUAUCAAAGGGAUUUUUUAGAAUUUACAGAAAGAGAUUGGUGUAUAAUAUAUAUAUAGAACAUCUCUUAAAUUAAUAGUAAAUGUGAAUUGAUAAGCAUGAAUUGCUUAAACUGUGUGAUUAUUACCCAUAAGUCCUACUGUGUAGAGCUGAUGGAUGAGCCAACGUUUUACAGUUUACUGUUACAUGUACAUUUUUUGUAUAUAAUUUUGUUGUAGUGCUGUCAUGGUUAUUCAUGAUCAGGAAUGACCCACAUAUAUGCAUUAUAUAGCAGUGAACGUUGCGGUGUGCAUUACACAAUUGGCAACCAUUUGUGUAAAAGACUGUUGCGUGUGCACAUUUAAGGCAAGAAAACAAUCAUGUUUGGUCAUCUAAACUGAUUAGGAAUGUAGUAAUACACACUUGUGUAGUUUUGCAUGUAAUUAGAUUUGUUGGUCAAUAGUUAGAUGUAUAAGAUGUGUUUUUCUCACUGUGAUAAUCUCUUGACUCAAGCUUUUGAUCUGUGUAUAUUGGAACUUGAGUUGGUGGAAGAGAUACUUACUUUAUUUGUAUCUUUUUUUAUGCUGUCAAUAAACAACUGUGAUUCA